Periconia digitata is the source of this 1307-nucleotide messenger RNA. Lineage: Eukaryota; Fungi; Ascomycota; Dothideomycetes; Pleosporales; Periconiaceae. The record is from the annotation of a GenBank genome assembly.
CCCGACUAGAUGCCUGCCCUGCAGGCGCGGGUUCCAAGCAACGUCGUGAUACACACGCCUUUCUACAACGCUUCUGUUUUCCUUCCCGUUCUCUACAGUUAUCACUCCAUGCGCGUCUGUGGAUUGUUGAUGUGGUAGUGGAUGAGGCAGGGACGAAGAAUCGUUUCCAAGCCAUGGCUGCACGCAGUCGGCCCCGCGCUGGGCAACUCAAGGAUGAGAUCGACGAAGAGCGGUCACUGUGGAAUCAAAUAAAGGCCGAUGGCCGCCGAUUUGAUCAACUCAUGGCCCGUUCAGAUGAGCUACAAAAGAAGAUAUUAGAACUCGAUGCCGAUCAAGCAGCGCGGAUAACCCGGGGCGACUCACCUUCGACACGAAUUGACGCAGAGCUCGACGCAAGCCUCCGAGAAAACAUUAAACUCUCGGAAGAAAUGCUCACACUCGUCAAGUCAGAACGUGGCAACGACAUUUGCGAACAACUUAGCAUUCUCUCUGCGCUGCGCUCCGCCGACACAGACAGCGCAACGUCACGUGCCACCAACACGGGAAAAUCGCGAGAUCGGCAGAACAAGCGAAAACUGACGGAUGCUAUUGACGACCGCGACAGUAUCGCAGCGGACAGCCCCGUGGCACCCAGUCCCAAGAUCCUGAGCAAAGAUCGCCUACUACACAAGAAUGGUGGAAGUAGGGCCGGCAGCGUGCCAGCGGGACGGGAGAGCAGUGUGAAAGUUGAGGAGGAUGGUGAACAUAGUAAGGACCCGAAACCCCGACUCCACGUCCACACCGAAGUGCUCUACCGCAACCCCAAAGCCUCACGGCCGCCAACCUCGGAAGGCGAAGGCAUCCUCUGCCGCGUAACGUCGGUCAUCGGCGAAGGCAAGCAACGGCGCUACGAAAUCAUCGACGCAGACCCCGAACCCCCAACCCCAGCCGUCCCCUACCGCGCGUCUGUAAACCACCUCGUCCCCAUCCCGCCCGCCGUCAAAAACAUGACGCUGCCAGAUCUGAGCCGUGGCAAAAACGUGCUCGCGCUGUACCCUGGCACAACGACGUUUUAUAAAGCCGAGGUUGUCGGGGCGUGGAAGGGGAAUGGGCUUGGGGAGAAAGCUGCCGGGGGUGGGAAUGGGAAUGGGAAUGGUGGGAGCAGCGAGAAGGAAGGGAAGGGGGCGGAGAAAGGCGUCGUUGUUAAGAAGGAGAAGGGGGAGAAGGAGUUGGGUGAUGAGUGGGUGAGGCUGAGGUUUGAAGGCGAGGAUGAGGCGGAUCGUGAGAUGAGUGUUGAGAGGAGGUAUGUUUUGCCUGAUAAAGCUUGA